Adineta steineri is the source of this 1119-nucleotide messenger RNA. NCBI's taxonomy places the organism in Eukaryota, Metazoa, Rotifera, Eurotatoria, Adinetida, Adinetidae. The record is from the annotation of a GenBank genome assembly.
AUGAUUAAUUGUCGCCGACAAGAUCAUAUAUAUUUAUUAUGUAUUAUAUGUACUGGUUUUAUGUUACUUACAAGUAUAUUCAAUGUAAUUUAUAUUGUUCAACGUUCAUUAUCAAAUAAUAUUUCUGAAUAUACACAAACAUCACCAUCGUCAUUAUCUAUGAAACAAAAUAUUCCAUUAAAUAAAUCUGAAGCAAUAUUUGUAAAAAAAAAAGAUGAUCAUUUUGAAAAAACUUAUCAAACAUUUUUACAUUCAUUUAUUCAAAAUUAUUUAACUAUAGCAGAAACUCGAAAUCUAUCAUUAACUUAUUGUCCACCUGUACCACCUGAUCUUCAAGGUCCAUUAAAAGUUAAUGAAGUACCAAAAAAUUUUUCUAUUACUACAAAUUCAUCCUAUUAUACUAAUGUUGAUAUUGGUGGUUCUUAUCAGCCAAAAACAUGUUUAGCUCGUCAUAAAGUUGCAAUUAUUGUACCAUAUCGUGAUCGUUGGGAUAUUUUAACACAUUUUCUCUAUCAUACACAUCAAAUUUUACAACGACAACAAUUAGAUUAUCGAAUAUAUGUAUGUGAACAAGCAUUUGAUAAAACAUUUAAUAAAGGUAUUGUUAUGAAUGGAUGUUUUAAAGAAAUUUUAAAACUUCAACCAAAUGUACAUUGUUUUAUUAUGCAUGAUGUUGAUUUAUUAUCAAUUGAUGAUCGUAAUAUGUAUACAUGUCCAACAUAUCCACGUCAUUUAAGUGUUGCUAUUGAUAAAUUUCAUUUUUAUUUACCCUAUGCUACACUUGUUGGAGGUGUUUUAGCUAUGCGCCGUGAACAUUAUCUGCUUGUCAAUGGUUACUCAACAAAUUACUGGGGUUGGGGUGGUGAAGAUGAUGAUAUGCAUGCUCGUAUUAUAAAUAAACAUUUAAAAGUUGAACGUCCACCAGCAUCUGUUGCACGUUAUAAAAUGUUAAAACAUACUCAUCAAAAAUUAAAUCCUGCUCGUAUGAAAGUAUUACGUACAGCACAUAUUCGUAUUGAUUCCGAUGGUGUUAAUAAUGUGAAAUAUAAAUUAUUAAAUACAACUUUUUAUCAUCUUUAUACUCAUUUUUUAAUUGAUGUCGGUGAACAACCGAAAUGA